Apus apus (common swift) is the source of this 939-nucleotide messenger RNA. It is a transcript of the gene SNRPA1, whose product is annotated as small nuclear ribonucleoprotein polypeptide A'. Lineage: Eukaryota; Metazoa; Chordata; Aves; Apodiformes; Apodidae. The transcript has 9 exons. Gene Ontology annotation, molecular function: U2 snRNA binding; protein binding. Gene Ontology annotation, biological process: mRNA splicing, via spliceosome. The record is from RefSeq and is a predicted model, not a curated record. The coding region runs from base 61 to 828 and encodes 255 amino acids. Gene Ontology annotation, cellular component: U2 snRNP.
CUCGGCGCUCGGCGGGGCGGCCUGGCGGGGCUGGCGGGGCUGGCGGGGCUGGCGGCGGCCAUGGUGAAGCUGACGGCGGAGCUGAUCGAGCAGGCGGCUCAGUACACCAAUGCCGUCCGCGACCGCGAGCUCGACCUGCGCGGCUAUAAAAUCCCUGUAAUUGAGAACUUGGGUGCCACGUUGGACCAGUUUGAUGCAAUUGAUUUCUCUGACAACGAGAUCCGCAAGCUGGAUGGGUUCCCUCUGCUGAGAAGGCUGAAAACUCUCCUGAUGAAUAACAACAGGAUUUGCCGGAUCGGUGAAAACCUGGAGCAGGCUCUGCCCAGCCUGACAGAGCUGGUUCUUACCAACAACAACAUUGCUGAACUGGGUGAACUGGAUCCGUUGGCAACUAUUAAAUCCCUGACUUACCUGAGCAUUUUAAGGAAUCCUGUAACAAAUAAGAAGCAUUACAGAUUAUAUGUCAUCCACAAAGUUCCCCAGGUCAGAGUGCUGGACUUUCAAAAAGUGAAACUCAAAGAGCGACAGGAGGCAGAGAAAAUGUUCAAGGGCAAACGGGGUGCACAGCUUGCAAAGGAUAUUGCCAGGAGAACAAAAACCUUCAGUCCUGGAGCGGGUCUGCCAACUGACAAGAAGAAAGCUGGGCCCUCCCCUGGGGAUGUGGAGGCAAUUAAGACUGCAAUAGCAAAUGCCACGACUCUGGCUGAAGUGGAGAGGCUGAAGGGGUUGCUGCAGGCUGGUCAGAUUCCUGGCAGAGAACGCAAAUCAGGCCCCCCGGAGGACGCCGAGGAGGAGAUGGAAGAGGACACGGUUCCCAACGGCUCCUGAGCCCGCCCGGCCUGCGUUCCCCUGCUUCUCCCCAGAGCCCGCGCUCCCUGCCGCGGCCGCGCCCGGUGCUCGCGCGUUUCGCGGUUCAAUAAACGGACGUUUCCCUUUUUC